Messenger RNA from Caenorhabditis auriculariae, 1870 nucleotides. The record is from the annotation of a GenBank genome assembly. NCBI's taxonomy places the organism in Eukaryota, Metazoa, Nematoda, Chromadorea, Rhabditida, Rhabditidae.
AUGGCACUGCCGCACGAAGAAGUGAACGCAAUCGCCAAGCAGGUACUGGAAGACGUCAUCGGCAACAAGCCGUACGCUCACAAGGACAGCGUCGACUGGAAUCAGAAGGUCGUCGAGAACAUCACCAAGAAACUCGUCAGCGCCGGAAAACCUUACAAAUACAUCGGUAUGUCUCUUUUUCCUAUCUUUUGCAUGAAUGUUCAAAGUAAUUUUCGCCAAAUGCGAAAUUGUCUCUGACACUCCAGGAUUUAGUUAUCUUCUCCUUUCUCUGACGGCUAUUUUGAAUUUCGCGGAAUCACUUUGAACACGAAAUUAUGCAGCGUAUAGCCUGUUCUGCGCCAAAUUGUCACGUUUUUCGUUUUCCUCUGAGCUACCGAACCCUUCCCUUCGGUGCGCGCAAUAUUAUUUCUGCCUGCGCCUUUAAUUAAAAUAAAUUUUUAGGCUAACUAAAAAACGCAGACAGAGAAACUUCCAGUGUAUUUUGAACGGAAUAGUUCGGAUGGAAACAAAAUUCGUGACAGCGCGGAUAUAAAAAGAGCUUUUAAAGCAGCUGAACUUAAAGAAUCGAAGUGUCGAAUAGAAAUGAAAAAGUUAAAAAAAGUUUAAAGGUAAACGUCAAAAAAAUCACAAAUUCGUAGCCUUUGAACUUCCAAGCACAUCACUUCAUUUAACUGACGCAAUGAAAGAAAAAUAAUUGGCAAUCAUGGAAUCAAAUACGUCAAAAUAUAGAAGAUUAAAAAAACAUUGAACAUUAUUUGCAUUAACAAAGAGUCUGACAAUGAGAAUGAGUUUUAAUACAAAGAAGCUUGAAGUUAACAUGUCCUCCAAGUUUGAGGAUUUGAAAAUUAUCGAAAUCGAUACAGUUGUGAUUCACAAGAGCAGCGUUUGGCGAAAGGAAAGAAAAAUGUUCCCAGCUAUAAUCAAGUUUUCGUUAAACGUUGUGAUGUGUUGUGCAAGGGGACGGUGUCGAAAAAUGUUUUUUUCAUAUCUGUUUGUUUGAAAAUGUGUUUUUCAGCUUUUGAAUUUCAUUUAAUAUUGAAGGAUGUUUUGAAUCUUUGUAGCAAUGAAAUUAUUGAAUUUUCUUUAAGUAACAUCUUCUCUCCUUCAAAUCGCCAACGGGUCGGGUCUCAAUGUCAGCACGAUAUCGUAUUGGAAUAAGAAUCUCGAUGGUCAGUUUAUUUUUUUUUGUUAACUUAUAUCAUAAAUGGAUGGCUAUAUUAAAAACGAAUUUAACGUGAAUCACAAAAAUUAUCUAACAAAAAAAUCUUUUUGUAAUCUAUUCAUUGCUACCUUAGGACAAGAGUACUAUAAAAAAACGUUCAAACAUAGUCUUUUUCGUCGAAUUUUUUUCGUUAAUAGUUUAUAAAGGCCUUCAAUUCUUUUUCUCUAUGAUCUGAUCGACAGAAUAUAUUUUUAGAAAGAAACUUACAUCAUCAUUUUUUUGAGUUUUUUUCCAAUCUCAUCUCAAACAAAGGAAAAGAUACAAAAACUGAACUUUUUUUUUGAACCCAUGAUAUAAGGCUAUCAGUAUAUAACUUUAACCCGCAUCUGGAUUCAUUUUACCGUUCCUACUUGAAAUUUCUGCUAAAUUUGCGCUUUGAUGGACUUAGAAUCCCAAGCUACAUAGUCGCAAUCUGCAAAAAUUUCUAGUUUUGCAAAUUUUUUAAGGUUUUCAUCGUUAAACACGCGAGUUUUCUUCUUUUCAAACUCUAUUCAAAUUUUGUCCAAUCUAUGAGAAAAAUUGAUCGAAAUCUUUCAAAGUUUUAUUCGGCCAGAAAAACGCUGCGAAUUUUUUUCAGUGUCGUACAUGUACCGAUGGGAAUCCAAGCACAUGUUGGCGAUAGUCUACGUUUUCGCCGUCGCAAUCUGA